AUGACAAUCUCUUUGAGUGAAGACCAAUUGCAACAGCUGCGUCAGCCGCUAGUGGAUCACAAACAAGAAAUCCAACAUUUGGAGUAUCUUCUUCCACGCAUCGUCGCAAAAAUCAUUGACUACGUCAAACCUGAUCCAGAAUCCAGCUUGGUGGUGCCACCAUGUCUCACGAAAUCUUGCGAAGGCAAGGAGACUCUUAGUGGAAGAGAACUCUACAAUGCUCUUACAUCAGUCCCAGGGAAGCUUGAUUUACCACUUAAAGGGUUUGGGACCCAGGUGGAGGAUGAAGCGAUGCUCCAGCCGGUUCUUGAUCAGAUCGAUUUGAUUUUGGACAACAGCGCCAAUACUUGGUCACUAGGGUUUCUUGAGAAAUUGUACGCUCUGACAAAUCCAAUCGGGGUGAUUGCUGAUUUGGUGCUUCUGGUGUUGAACACCAAUUCCCAUGUGUUUAGCGCCAGUCCGGUAUUGACGGUGAUUGAAAAAUUUGUUGGUCGGGAGUACGCCAAACUAUUUUAUGGGCAUGAUAGUGAAUAUUGCGGAGGAUUGACAUUCCCUGGAGGCAGUUGGUCCAAUGUCACCAGUCUUCAUAUGGCAAGGGCUCAUCUUUACCCCUCGACAAAGACAGAAGGAAAUUCGGCUCAUCGAUUUGCAAUUUUUACCUCGGUUGAUUCUCAUUACAGUAUUACCAAGGCGGCAAUGCUUUGUGGGUUUGGCACCGAUGCGGUGGUGGGGGUUCCGGUGACUGAGACAGGAGAGAUGAUUGUCGAGGCUUUGGAAUCGGAGAUUGUGAGGAUGAAGAAUGAUGGAUGGACACCGCUUUAUGUGAACGCCACUGCGGGGACCACGGUAUUUGGGUCGUUUGAUCCGAUCGAGGAGAUCUCGAUGGUGGCGCGGAAGCAUCGGUUAUGGCUACAUGUCGAUGGGUCACUUGGAGGGAAUUUCAUUUUUAGUGGCAAAGAUUUUACAAUGUUGGAAGGAGUUGGCAAAGCUGAUUCUAUCACGGCCAACCCUCACAAAUUGCUAGGAGUGCCGGCCACUUGCUCAUUUUUGUUGGUGAAAGACGAAAGAAUCUUCAAAAGUUGCAAUUCCUUGAAAGCAGAGUAUUUGUUCCAUGACGCCGGCGAUAAUUUUGAUUUGGCGAACGGUACCCUUGGGUGCGGUAGAAGGGCCGAUCUGUUGAAAUUUUACUUGAGUUGGUAUUAUUACGGGAAGUUGGGAUUUACCCAAAGAAUUGACCAUGCAAAAUACAUGGCAGACUAUUUUGCAAACAAGUUGGCGUCGAUGGCCAAUAUUUUUGAAGUGUUGAAUCUUGUGGAUGGCAGAGUUCCGGGGGUCCAAGUUUGCUUUUACAUGAAUCCGACAACAAGGGUCAUUGAUGAUUACACAAGAAUCACCAGGCAGGUAUGUGGCCGGUUCCACGCUGAGGGGAAAUACAUGAUUGAUUAUGCCCCAUUCCCCCAAGCAAAUAAGAAUAAUCCUAGGGCUAAGGGCGAGUUUUUCCGGGUGGUGUUCGUGAAUCCGAAGCUAUCGACAAAGUUUUUGGACCGCAUGGUGGAGGAUUUGUGCAGUUUUUGUGAGCUGGGGGAUGUGAUUAUGUAA
Messenger RNA from Saccharomycopsis crataegensis, 1599 nucleotides. RefSeq names its product pyridoxal phosphate-dependent decarboxylase family protein. Gene Ontology annotation, cellular component: cytoplasm. The record is from RefSeq and is a predicted model, not a curated record. The coding region runs from base 1 to 1599 and encodes 532 amino acids. NCBI's taxonomy places the organism in Eukaryota, Fungi, Ascomycota, Saccharomycetes, Ascoideales, Saccharomycopsidaceae. The transcript has a single exon. Gene Ontology annotation, biological process: carboxylic acid metabolic process. Gene Ontology annotation, molecular function: carboxy-lyase activity; pyridoxal phosphate binding.